AUCAAAAGAAGAACAUUUGAUGUAUAAUCUAAAUUUAUUGACUAAAUUCUUGGUAUCAAACAGUAUUUUCAGUUUCGGUUUUUUUGUCGGAGGUUAUACAUUAAUACGAUAGACAAUGGAUGGAAAACUCAACUUGAAGCAAAAAACUUCGAUUAUUAGAUUCAUUGGCAGUGGUGCUAAAGAUUUUCAUCUAUUGUAUAGCUUCACUCGUGACGGGGCUAAGGCUACAACAUUCCAUCAAAAGUGUGACAACAAAGGUCCAACUGUUACGGUCAUUUACAACACAAAGGAUUCUAUAUAUGGGGGAUACGUUGAGAAAAGUUGGACCUCAGACAGUACUGGAGCCUACGUAAAAGACGAUUUGGCAUUUUUGUUCCGCUUAGAGUCAAAUGGCAAAGUUGCUUUGAAUAAGUUCCCUGUAAAAGCAUCAGAUCAGGCCUUUUACUGCAUUGACACUCAUGGCCCAGUAUUUGGAUCAGGGCAUGAUUUAGAUGUAUUCAGCGACACCCUUACCGCUCAAGGAAAUCAGUUCAGUCUAAACGGAGUCAUGAAGAUGGGAACCACCUAUGACAUGGGUGGAGUUGCAGUCGACAAAGUAACGGAUAAUGUCAACACUGUAUUUGACGUUGAAGUGUACAGCUUAUCAGAGUCACCAUUGGUAAGUGUUUGGAGAGCAUCGACUGGCUGGGAAUCGGAGGAUUUGAUGUUACUGAAAAGAUACGCGGAAUCAUAUACGCCUCCACAUGGUCUUGACAUUGAAACGGCUAACAUAUUAGUAAUAGGACCAGUGGGCGCUGGUAAAUCAAGCUUUUUCAAUACUGUAGCGUCUGUAUUCCGUGGCCAUAUCUCAGACCAAGCUGUUUGUGGAAGUGCAGAGAAAAGUAUUACGUCAAAGUAUCGCAUGUAUCGUGUCAGAAGUUCUCAAAAGCAAAAGCCAUUGAAAUUUUGCCUCUGCGACACAAUGGGUUUAGAGGACAGCCAAGGAAUAGAUGCUCAAGAGCUGGGAAACGUAUUGGAUGGUCACGUUUCAGAUGGAUAUCAGUUUAAUCCAACAACACCAAUAUCUAAUGAAGGACAAGGCUUUGUCAAGUAUCCAACUCUCAAAGGAGCCUAUGGCAAUCGAUAUAAUAGUUUAACAUAUUGCAACAGACAUGUUACAUGUAAGACUGUACGUGUUAUGACGCUUAUGUUAUAAAAUUAUGAAAUUUUA
Molecule: messenger RNA, 1210 nt
Organism: Ruditapes philippinarum (Manila clam)
Lineage: Eukaryota; Metazoa; Mollusca; Bivalvia; Venerida; Veneridae
Product: interferon-induced protein 44-like
Exons: 6
Coding region: 116-1195 (359 amino acids)
Source: RefSeq, a predicted model, not a curated record